This is a messenger RNA of Bombus pascuorum, 4005 nucleotides long. RefSeq names its product SWI/SNF complex subunit SMARCC2 (gene mor). The coding region runs from base 261 to 3320 and encodes 1019 amino acids. Gene Ontology annotation, cellular component: SWI/SNF complex. NCBI's taxonomy places the organism in Eukaryota, Metazoa, Arthropoda, Insecta, Hymenoptera, Apidae. The transcript is spliced from 7 exons. Gene Ontology annotation, biological process: positive regulation of DNA-templated transcription. Gene Ontology annotation, molecular function: histone binding; DNA binding. The record is from RefSeq and is a predicted model, not a curated record.
GUAAAUAUUAUCAGAUCGGUUAAGGUUAUAAGUAACGAAAAACAAAUAUAUAUUUCUGAUUUUUUAUUAGGAAAUACUUAUUCAUAGGCUGUAAAAGCCUAUUUGAUAUUAAAAAAAAAUUCACGAACGUAAAUCGAAAUAUUCUUGUAUUGGAAUCAUAUGGCUAGAACCAACUUCAGAGGUGUGUCAUGUUUGCAACAAACGCGGUGUUCUUUCUUGUAGUGCGUUCAACAAUUUUUUAAGUUAAUAUUUCAUAAAGGAUGCUCGCGUUAGGACCUAAAAAGGACGGUGGACCCAAUACGAAGUUUUUUGAGUCCCAAGAAAUUCUUACACAACUCGAUGGAGUUAAACAAUGGCUUUUGAAAAACUGCAAAAAGUACGUUCAAACGGAUCCUCCUACUAAUAAAAGCUUAGCUACAUUGAUAGUACAAUUACUGCAAUUUCAAGAAGAUAAUUUAGGAAAGAAUGUUUCAAAACCUCCAAUGACAAGACUUCCUAUGAAAUGUUUCCUAGAUUUUAAACCUGGAGGUGGAUUAUGUCAUAUUCUUGCUACAGCAUAUCGUUUUAAGCAAGAACAAGGAUGGCGUCGAUUUGACUUCCCUGUUGGAAAGUCAGGAUCUCGUAUGGACAGAACAGUGGAAAUGUUAAUGGCAGCUGAACGAGCCUUGGUACAAAAUCGUUGUAUGAUUAUACCAAGUGUAUAUGUUAGACCUGAUGUAGACAAAUCAACUGCUGCGAAAGUAAAAGAAGCAGUUCGUCGACAUCAAGGUAGUAUUGUUGAAAAUGAAGCAGAUGCGACGCACAUAAUUUACCCCCCGGUUGACCCUAUGGAAGAAGAAUAUGCACGGCCCUGCAUGAGACGAGAAAGAUCUGUUCUUCUUCAUUGGUAUUAUUUCCCAGAUAGUUACGAUUCUUGGACUGCAUUGGAUCUUCCCUGGGACUUUCCAGAAGGUACGCUUACAAAUACAAACAUGAAAUCGAUAUACAAAGUAUCGGCAACGUGGGCGUUAGAUUUAGAUCAAUAUAACGAAUGGAUGAACGAAGAAGACUAUGAGAUAGAUGAAAAUGGUCAAAAGAAAAUACAUAAAUACCGACUUUCGGUAGAAGAUUUAAUGGCUCAGCCAUCUCAUCCUCCGCCUUCAGCAAAGAAACCAAAACGGAAACGAUCUCCUAGUCCAUCACCGAAACCGGGAAAACGUAAAAGCGCAAGAGGGCCAUCAGGUGUCCAGAGUACUUCGUCUUCGUCAUCACUUACGGCUCCAAAAAAAUCACGCGGCGGCGGCGAGGAGGAAGAUGAUCUCACUCAAGGAAUGGAAGAUCCACCGGCGGAACCUCGAAUUGUAGAAGUAGUUGCAACUCCUACAAAUCCUCCUGUAACUGGUCAAGGUAACAUUCCAACAAGUGGCACUACUUUGACUACAACAGGCAAUAAAAAACAAGACAACGAGCUUCAGCCGCUCAAAUCUGGUAAUAUGGCAGACUUGGACGAACCUAUGGAAGGAGAUAAGGGAAGUUCUCAAAGUACUCAAGAUAGGGAAGAACGAGACGCAAGCAAAGAAAGAGGAGAAGGAAAUAAAGGAGAUGAACCAGAAGAUAAUGUUACUGAACAAACACAUCAUAUAGUUGUCCCUAGUUAUUCUGCUUGGUUUGAUUAUAAUUCGAUUCAUACUAUAGAAAAGAGAGCUUUAUCUGAGUUUUUUAAUGGUAAAAAUAAAUCUAAAACACCAGAAAUUUAUCUUGCAUACAGAAAUUUUAUGAUUGACACGUACAGAUUAAAUCCUACAGAGUACAUUACAUCGACAGCUUGUAGACGUAACUUAGCAGGCGAUGUUUGUGCAAUUAUGCGUGUGCAUGCGUUUUUGGAACAAUGGGGACUCAUUAACUACCAGGUAGACGCAGAAUCAAGACCGACACCUAUGGGACCACCUCCGACAUCACAUUUCCAUGUAUUAUCAGAUACUCCAUCAGGUUUAGCCCCAGUUAAUCCAAAUCCUCCGAAGACACCACAGCCUUCUGCUGCGAAGACAUUACUCGAUUUAGAAAAAAAGUCAUCCAGCUUGGGAACAGAGGAGAAAGCCUCAGCUGGUGUGAUGGCAAAUUUUGGAUUAAAAAUCGAUCAGUAUUCGAGGAAACCAGCAGUUUUGAAAAACAAACAAGCUGCUGGCGCUACUCGCGAUUGGACAGAACAAGAAACGCUUUUACUAUUAGAAGGACUAGAAUUACACAAAGAUGAUUGGAACAAAGUUUGCGAACAUGUGGGUUCGAGAACGCAGGAUGAAUGUAUCUUACAUUUCUUACGACUUCCAAUAGAAGAUCCAUAUUUAGAAGAAGGUGGACCAGAAGGCUUGGGUCCAUUAGCUUAUCAACCAGUACCAUUUUCUAAAGCUGGCAAUCCAGUUAUGAGUACUGUAGCAUUUUUGGCUUCGGUCGUUGAUCCCAGAGUUGCAGCAAGUGCAGCUAAAGCUGCUAUGGAAGAAUUUGCAGCCAUUAAGGACCAAGUACCAGCAGCUUUAUUAGAUCAACACUUGAGGAAUGUUCAAGCUAGUGCUAACUCUGAUGGUAAGUUUGAUCCAGCUGCAGGACUAGCACAAUCAGGUAUAGCUGGAACAGGUCCACCCGAACCCCCGGACGAUACAACACCACCUUCAAAUACUGGAAACGUUCCAACAACAGUGGCCACGUCUCCACAUUCGGCAACAGCAGCUUCUAUGGAAAUGAAAAAGGAGGAACAAGAAAAAUCUAAAGAAUCUGAAAUCGAGCAAAGUCAAUUAGAUAUAACUAAAAAGGAAGAUGAACUAAAAGAAACCGAAGAAGAUACAAAAUCAACUAUGGAUGCUGAAACUAUGGAGGCAAAAGAAAAGAAAGACAAGGUGGUGCGAGACGCUCAACUCCAGUCUGCAGCUGCAGCAGCGUUAGCGGCAGCUGCCGUUAAAGCAAAACAUUUGGCAGCUGUAGAAGAACGUAAAAUUAAAUCUUUAGUAGCGUUGCUUGUUGAGACACAAAUGAAAAAAUUGGAAAUUAAAUUACGUCAUUUUGAAGAGCUGGAAACUACGAUGGAACGAGAACGCGAAGGUCUCGAAUAUCAACGACAACAACUCAUUACAGAAAGACAACAGUUUCAUUUAGAACAAUUAAAAGCCGCAGAAUUCAGAGCUAGGCAACAAGCGCAUCAGCGUUUAGCCCAAGAACAGCAACAGCAACAACAAAAUCAACACUCUACAUGGCAACCUACUGCACAGCAACAACAGCAACAGCAGCCACCGAGUCCACAACCACCGGCUCAACAACCACCACCGCACACACCUCCGCAACAGGCUUAAUCUUUUUAUGGAUCUAUUGGUGUCUGUUUUGGAUUAAGCGUAUGUAACGAAGACAUUAGAUGGAAAUGAUAAUGUUGAAGAAGCUGUGUCAUAUGCGCUCGUCUAAUCUCUCCAUUUGCACAGCAAUACAACAAAUUCGCAAGAUCCAGGGCAAGUGAACCAACUCGAGAUAGUUGGAAAUCAACUAAAUAGACAUCCUGUAAAGUCAUAGCAUUAAUCGUAAUUUAAGAUUUGACCCACUUAAAUUCUACUAUGUCCGAUUUCUAUUUCCUAGGUUAAUCUAAUCGAAAUUAAAUCAAUAUUGAUAUUCAUGUUCGAAUUAUUUCUGCUUCGUAAACAAAGUAAAAAACUAAGAUAAAUAUUUUUACACUAUACUUAUGCCUGUGCUUUCUUGUUUCUUGUUUUAAUCAAUUUUAGUAAGUAUAGAAAUAGGAUUUAUAAAAAUCUCAACUAUAUAAAUAAUGGAAAAACAUGAUUUAGUUAUAUCGUCAAGUACGACAACCGACUUGACUGAAUCUGAAUAAUUUCUAUUUUUAUGAAAUAGAAAUUUUAUGAAUUACAAAUAUUGUUGCUUUAACAUUAUUAAAAUGCUACUUGUACAAGACAAUUGGUAAAAAGCGGAAAGAACGUAAUAUCUAAAAAUCUUAUAAAUUAAUGAGUAAUAAAAUUAUACCGAGAAACAUUA